AUGUCCUACAGCAUUGUCCUCCACGCUGGAGCUGCCGAUUCCUGGGCAGGAGAUUCUCAACUCCAAGAGAAAACCGAAUCCUUCCUACAUUAUUUGAUCGAUUCAGCCGAAGAUAAAUUGAGGAACGGAGAAAGUGCAUUGAAAGUCGUUACCGAAGUAGUAUCUAAUCUAGAGGACUACCCCCAAUUCAACGCCGGCAAAGGAUCUGCCCUCAACAAUGAUGGCUUCCACGAGUUAGAAGCAGCUGUAAUCGACGGUCGAACGUGUAGGUACCGAGCAGCAGGCGGCUUACAGCGCACCAAGAAUCCCAUCAAACUGGCACACAAAAUGCUAGAUUUCCCGGCGCCAGCUUUAAUAAUUGGGACCGCGGCAGAUGAGCUAGCGGAGACAAAUGGCUUGGACAUGGUAGAUAACUCAUACUUUACUACCGACAGCCGUCGACUGUACUGGGAGGCGAAGAUGAACAAGCUGCUGGAGAAUCACGGCACUGUGGGUGCGGUGGCUCUCGAUAUUCAUGGCAAUCUUGCAGCUGCCAAUUCCACUGGCGGUGUUACUUUCAAGCACCCAGGACGAAUCGGGGAUACGGCGAUUGUUGGCGCAGGAAUCUAUGCUGAUGAUCAGGUGGCGGUUGUUUGUAGUGGAAGCGGUGAUGCCAUACUCCAGGCCACUGUGGCUGGGAGAGCUGCAGCUGCAGCGCGGUCGGGAACAGAGCUGAAUGAUGCCGUGGAGAAGGCAAUCCUGAAAUCUGCUGAGCUUUGCCCGGAUUCUUCAUGUGGAGUGAUUGCAGUGGACAUAUCUGGGUCUAUCUCGAUUCACUGCAAUAGUCGGAUCUUCGCAGUCGCGUCGGCCAAUUCCUCCCAACACCCAAAGCAGGCUGGUAUCGCGAGGUCGACCAUCCCGAUCUUGAACCAACUCGCGAUCUUCGAAGAUGGGAAGAUCAGAGCUGGGGUGGUAAAGUACCCAACCUUUCCAAAUCAGAUUGUGGUUCAUCCCCAGCCGAGAGAGCCCGUGUUAUCCCUGGAGGCCGAGGCCUUCGUGGACUUCUUCAUCCGACUAAGAAGAGUGAUUCAGAAGGUACAGAGUUUCUACCAGGCUCCUGAUGUCGCAUUUAUAACCUGCAGGAAAUCUUCCUCGGCAUUUGUAUUUCCACUCUUGAUGGUUCCGAAGUCUAUGGAUAUAUAUCUCAAGGAUGACGGCCACACCACCACCUACCGUCCAUUAAGCAACGGCCACCAUGCAGUUUUCCACUACGUUGAUGAAAAGUUGAUUAAGGUUGAGAUCCAUCGACCGGACAAGACUGGGUUAUUCUCCGUAGAGCCACAGCAAUACUCCCAGACUAUCCUUCAAAUCUGGAACAUCAUCCAGGCUCUACCACAGGAGCUAGGUCGUGAUACGACACCGCAACUUGAGGUUCAUCCUCAACGAAAAGGUCAUGUCACCAUCUUCUUAGUUAGUCCUCGUCUAUCGUCAUUUCCUAAGCCAGCGACAUUCUGCUGUUCUCUCCCUGAAUAUCUCACCACGGAACUGGGACCAAAGGUGACGGACAUGGCUGGUCUUGGGCGUUUAGCAGGCAAAAUGGCGGAGUAUUUGACAACUUCACAAAGUUAG
This is a messenger RNA of Penicillium samsonianum, 1608 nucleotides long. Its product is annotated as Peptidase T2 asparaginase 2. The transcript is spliced from 3 exons. The coding region runs from base 1 to 1608 and encodes 535 amino acids. The record is from RefSeq and is a predicted model, not a curated record. Lineage: Eukaryota; Fungi; Ascomycota; Eurotiomycetes; Eurotiales; Aspergillaceae. Gene Ontology annotation, molecular function: hydrolase activity.